GUUGGGGAGACUGUAACGUUUCGUAUUUCCGUGUUUCCAUGUCUUUAGAAAUACGAGUACGUUUUUUUUCUAUUUUUAGAAUCACCGUUGAAAUUCGAUCGAAAAGCGAAUUAAAAACGGAAAAGAACUACGCAAUUUACGCGCUUUUACGCAACCGUCGCUCAAACGCGACAAGAACGACUACCUGCACUAUUUUAAUAUAUUUUUGAAUCUUAAAUGAUAAUUUACGACGUUACGGAGUAACGGGUCUCGUAAGAAUUACGGACCACUUAAAUACAAGAUUAGGCUUGUGGCCUUGGGCCCAAGCCCAAAAGCCCACUAAUCAAACCCUACCUAUUUAAAAGUUGAAAACCCUACCUCUUCACUUAGAGAUCAGCCGUAUACUGUGUUCCCCUUGUUUCCUUUUGUCCACAACUCAAAGACAACACACACACAAAAGAAAUCCGCAGACCAAGCAAACACAAACAAACAUCAUCACCUCCAACUCUCGCUCGUCUGAAUAUCGCCGGCUCCGGCAACCGGAGCCACUUCCGGCGACAAACACCACAACCCUCCUCCUUCACUAUAACACUUCCAUAACCGGUAUCACCUCUGUAAUCCAUCAUCGGAGAUCGGAGAACAAACAGGAGAAAACCCCUGAGUCGCCAAACUCACCGGAGCCUUACCGGAGUCCGAGGGAUCAACCGAAGACCUACGGACAUCGCGACGGGGAGCAUUCCAUCUCGUUCGACCACAUAAUCGCUCGCUGGAAGAACUCGAAGUGUUUUCCGGAGUAAUCGAGACGCCGUCGGAGUAACCAAGUUUGUCAGAGAUCACGACGAAAACCGUUUCGGCAUCGUUUAUCGGAUAACCUCUCUCGUUCGUUCCCUUGGAUUCUCACUCUUUACUUGUACGUUACAAGAAAUCGCAACGCAACCAAGAAAUGGCAGAACAACCUCGUCCUGUUCGGGAGUUUCAUCGUAAUCAUAAUCAAAUUGCCUUUCUAAACGAGAACGUUCGUGGUGGAGCCGAAUAUACUGAUAUCAUACGUUUUCUUCGAAAUUCAAGAAUUGGUUUCGCGAUUUCAGAAAAUAUUCACCAAGUGCAAGCGUAUAUUGAGGAUUUUUGGCAUACGGCUCAGAUUGUUGAUGAUUCUAUCGAAGCUACUGUUUCUGGAAGCUCUAUUGUUAUCACGGAGGCAGUUAUUCGUGCGGCUUUGCAUUUUGGUGAUUUAGAUCAUGGAAACACGUGCUAUGUGCGGCAAAUCCGUGAACGUUGGGUUAGAUCUUUCGGUUACGUUGGUUCUUUUACCAAGAAGGAGAUCUACAAGGCAUUGAUUAUUGGGCAGUGGAGAUACUUCUUUCAUGUGUUGAUGCAGUGUCUGUCUGCAUGAAAAUCGGGAACUGAUACGAUGGGUCAUGAUCUUCUUUCUGCGAUGAUUGGAUUAACUUACAACCAGCCGUACAAUUUCUCAUUGAUGAUUCUCCAAGCUCUCAAACACCAGAUUGGUCUGAAGGAAAAUGAUAAGCGUUUGAUGAUUCUGUAUCCUCGUUUCCUUUGUCUUAUUUUUCGACAUUUGUUGCCGAAUCUUUCUUUCGAAGGAACUUUACCUGCCUACGCUCAAGCAGCCAUGCCUAUUCAUAUUUUCACUGAUUGUGCCAGGGUUAACGAGUCCAAAAGGACUGAUGCUCGUCCUGUUACGACUCCCUUGUGUGGUGCUAUUCUUCAAGGCAACUACAAUCCAGAAAUUGAUCCGAAUUGGUUAAACAUUAGAAGUGGUGUUGAUCAAAUAUUUGCUGGAGGUAUGCAAGCACUUGUUGAAAAUGCUCAAGAGCCCGUGGUUGUUCAACCUCAGGUUGAUCUUCAACAACCACCGGUUAAUCCUCCGGAACCUGAGCCUGAACCCGUUCAAGAACCAGUGAUUUCUGAACCAGUUGUUGUUGCUUCUAUUCAAGAAGCUGUAUCUGUUCAAGCUCCAGUUUCUACGUCUUCGGCAACAGGAGUUGCUGUAGAAACUGAUGAAGUGAUUUUAGAGCUCGAUGCAGCUUUAGAUGCAGGUCCGUCUUCCCGUACAGUUGACAAAGGGAAGCGUCCUAUGGAAGAAGUUUUUGUGGAUGAAUCCGUAGAUGAUAUGCCAUCUGAAAAACAAUACCUUCGGUUAGUAAUGAAGGAACUUCAAGAUCGUAUCACACCUUCCGAAAGGAACAAACUUGACUUAUUUCACGCAAAAGUUGCUUCUUUCGGUCCCUCUUCCGAUUGGAGUAUACGUUUAGCCAGUUGGAAUGAUAAGCCAACGAUUUGGAUUCAAUUGUGUUUAGCUCGUCCUCUUCUGAUGAUGAUGAUGAUGAUGAAGAUCGUCGUCGUCCUGAUACUGAUACUAUUCGUGUGCCAGUUCCUCUCAGGACGUAUAAGCGACAACGUGUUGCUGUUUCGGCUCUUCAGUCUUUGAGUCCGAUGGUUGCUUCAGUCACGGUUACAUCCAGCUCUGCUCCAUCAGACUCCAGAGGUCUUCUAAAUAUGGAGUUAUCUGUAGCUCUCCCGUCACUGUCUUCCUCACUUCCAUUCACUUCUUUUGUGGAAGCUACCAGUAUGGCUACGACUCUUCAACCAGUAACGCCGAUGAUGUCUUCUCCGAUUCCUGCAGUACCAUUAUUUGGGUCGUUAUCUUCUCAAAUGGGUACGGGUAAUGUGUUUGCCUUAUCAGGAAGUUCUUCUUUGCAAGCGCCAGAGACACGACAAGCACGUCCGAAGGUUGCUUUCGGUCGUAGUCCGCCAGUCCGACCAAAGAAAGGAUCUCUGCGUCCUCCAGUUCCACCAUCUUCAGGUCCUAGGCCAUCUAGUGCACAGCCGUCUGGCUCAAGACCUCCUGCUCCUAGAUCUUCUACAGUUUCUGCUUCGAGACCAUCAAGUUCAGGUCAAGAGCAGAAUUUUCAGGAAUUCGUUCGUGGAAAAUUUCAGGAUGCAGCCAAGGUUAUGGUUCAACAUAAGAAUCAAAUCUCUAGGCAGCAGAAAGAAAGUGCUUUCUUGAAGAAAAGGGAUGCAGUUCGUGACCAGCAGAUGGCAGAGCUUUUUCGUCUAUCCAAAGAUCAGAGUGUUCAGCUGGGUAAGUUCAUAGCACAAGAUGCCUCGACGUCUGUCCGACAACAGACUUUGGUUAGUACUACGGAUCGUCUUCUCGGGAUUGUGACAGAUCUCGUAUCACUCCUUGCUGCUCAGGGGGAGAUUUCGGCUUCGGAUUUUCAAGUUCAGGCUAAGUGCAAGAUGGACGAACUAAAGAAACUCAGAGACGAUCUUGACAAGGACAAGGAUCCCAACGCAGCGAAGCAGGGGGAGCAGUCAAGGAGCGCACGUGCUCCUGAAGCUGCAACCUCGGCUCAUGUUGAGGGGGAGUCCUCGGGUGCAGCUGCAGGGGGAGAUAAAGGCCCUGUAGAUUCUGAUAUAAGUGCCCUAUCCGAUUCUGAGUUAGAUCCUGCUGCUGAAUUGGUUUUAGGAGCAGGUGAAGUGGUUGAGGAAAUGGUAGAAGAUUGGCGAACCGACGACGACCUAACUGGUAAGUUCAAUUUCAUUGAGACUGCGAAAGGAAAGAGGAUUGAGUACGAGUCCUUACCGGUCAACAGUGAUGUUAUCAGAGGCUUUGUGUUUGGCUGUGAAAUGCCCAAAGAAAUCUUUAACCCUAUUCGAAUUCCCGAAGAAGUCAGUGUGGCAGCUCACAAAUGGUUUAGAAAUCUUCUAGAUGAAACUCAAAGGAAGAGGUAUUUAUCCACAAAAGGUGAGUAUUCGGGUCAGAUUCGAAGUUGGGAUUUCGAUGAGCAGCACGGCCUGGUAAUGAUCAAAAGGACCGAUGGGGUACAGUACUUCAGGCCCAGGGCCAAGUAUCUUCAGACUCUUCCAGCUCGUGAUCUCCAUCAUAUUGCUCAACUAGAUCUCAACAACCAUACAAAUGUGGCUAGUAUCAGAGGAUUGAUUCCUCAUCUCGUUGCUGAGAGUCGAGAGAGUAAAUGGAAGAUGUUCAAGCCGGCAGUUGGUCGAGGAGUUAAAUACUUAAACAAGUUCACCGGUAAAGAAGAAUGGAAGAUGGUUUACCCUCCAGCGAGUUGCCUCCGUAAAAUUCCUAUGAGAAAGUUUGAUCUCGAUAAAUUUGACAACAUAGGUUAUUGGUAUCUCCAUGGCAAAACUGGGGAAGCCGUGAUUACUGAAAAGAAAGUGACGGUUGAGAUUGCUAAAAUUCUGGAUCCGAUUUGGCUUACCAACCUUAGAGAAGCACAUCUGAAGAAGCUUCGAAACCUGCCUCUAAAAUACAAUGAAGAAGAUCGUGUUCUAGCUGACCAGUUCAUCAAGGUGGUUCAGUUCUGUGUGAAGAACAAGGUCUGGGCAGGAAGCAGCUUCUCGAAGAGAGUAUGAAGAUCUCAAGACCAAUGAAGACCAUGCACUGAUCAAGGGGGAGUUUGUUAAUGCACUUUAGGUGAUAAGUGCAUGUCUCCCAUUUUGUAGGGUCUUUAUUGUACAUAUAGUGAAACUUAGUCC
Messenger RNA from Helianthus annuus (common sunflower), 4503 nucleotides. RefSeq lists its product as uncharacterized. NCBI's taxonomy places the organism in Eukaryota, Viridiplantae, Streptophyta, Magnoliopsida, Asterales, Asteraceae. The coding region runs from base 2434 to 4380 and encodes 648 amino acids. The record is from RefSeq and is a predicted model, not a curated record. The transcript has 3 exons.